Messenger RNA from Paraphaeosphaeria sporulosa, 849 nucleotides. RefSeq lists its product as uncharacterized. The transcript has 2 exons. Bases 1 to 849 code for a protein of 282 amino acids. Lineage: Eukaryota; Fungi; Ascomycota; Dothideomycetes; Pleosporales; Didymosphaeriaceae. The record is from RefSeq and is a predicted model, not a curated record.
AUGCUCGGUUUCGUGUUUUCCACGGCCAUCCUCUUCCUAACUUGCAUAUCCGGCAUCUUAGGUUCUGGGAUCACCACUUUCAUUGAUGACCAAUGCAAGACGUCACACGAGCCCUUGGAAGUAAAGAAUGGGUAUCCAGAUGGAGUGUGUACGGCGCUGAAAAUCAAGAACGGCCUCGAAGCUUUCCAGAUCGUACAACUGGACCCUGGUUGUGCAGUCACAUUGUAUGGCCCAAACGACGACAGUGGGCAAGCUUGCUCCUCGCCCGUCAAGAUCGUAGGCGAACUUGCUGCCUGCUAUAACUCGUCGUGGAUCUACUACAGCGUCGACAACUGCUUCAAACCAAACUCGGUCUCAUCUAGCGCGCUUGUGCUUCCGACUGUGGCGGCGAGUCCUUCCUCCACCUUGUCCUCCUCAUCAUCAACAUCGUCGCCAUCUCCGACCUCCUCAGCAUCUUCAUCUAAAUCGACUACUACCCCACCUCCAACCAAAAACACAGACACCUCUCAUACGCCCGCAAUAAUUGGUGCCAUCAUCGGCAGCGUCGCCAUCUGCGCCGCCCUCAUCGCUCUCCUCGUCUUUUGCCUACACCAACGCAAGUCCCAGCCCGGCAAACCCCUGCCGCACCCGCCGUCCUACGAGCUCUCGCAGGAGCGCGCCCUGAGCGAGAUGGCGCGGAGUUCGAUCGUACCCCCGACGCGCACGGUGCAGAAAGAGAUGUGGGCGAGCGAGGCGGCGGUCGAGAUGGGGAGGAAUAGUUAUGCCCCGCCGGUGGAGCUGCCGGCGGCGAGUUGGGGCGAGGAUAAGAAAAGAGGAAGUGCAUUGAUUCAUGUGCACUUGGCCAGGUAG